CCUGGUCCCUCCCUCUAUGUGGUCCGCCUGAGUGGGUUCAGUUGUAACGGUUCUGCCAGGCGGAAUGUAGCUGUUUUUUUGUUUGUUUGUGUGUGUGUUUGUUUGUUUGUUUUUAGUGUGUAAUGCUGAGGUUCUGGUGCCGGAGGCGCGAUGCUGAGUGUGGACUCGCUUCAGGUAGCCGAAGAGGAGGUGGUGGAGUCGAGCUCCAGCCGUCUGGGCGACAUUUACACGCUGGUGGCUGAAGGCUGCUACCCGCACGCCAUGAACCCCAUCCGCAAGAAGAACCUGAAGCGAUACGCGCAGAAAUUCAUCAUCGACGACGGGCGGCUGUACUACGUGGGGAUGAAGAAGGAGGAGAAGCGUGAGGUGGUGAUCGACGCCGAGCGUAAGCGUCAGAUCUUCCUCGAGUGUCACUUUAACGAGCUCGGACAUCACCUGGGUCAGAAGAAGACGGUGCACCGCAUCCAGAGCAAAUACUACUGGCUGGGCAUCGUCAAGGACGUAGUGGACUGGAUCAAAGUGUGUGAGACAUGUCAGCACACAGAGCGGAGCAAAAACAUGGCGAGGACGCCGAGGCCACUAAAGGUCGACGGCCCCUGGGACACCGUUACAGUGGAAAUAAUGGGCCCGUUCCCCUGCACUACUCAUGGAGGAAACACUCACCUGGUCAUCAUCACAGAUUAUUACAGUAAGUGGGUGGAGGCAUUUCCUGUCCAGAAGAGAGACUUCCUUUGUGUGGCGAGAUGCAUUUCAUCAACUGUUUAUCGGUACGGUUCAGUAAAAACCAUACACUGCUCUCAGAGUGCCGACUUCUGUGGAGAGGUGAGCAAGCAGCUGAGUGAGCGCUGGAGUUUGCAGCUGAAGGUCCAGCACAACGCUCUGCUGGAGCGCACCAACACCCUGCUGAAGGACACCAUAACGCAGGUGGUGGCGGAGAAGCAAGGCGAGUGGGACGACUUCAUCGAUCCUAUCCUAGCGCUGUUCAGGACAUCAGUGAACCCGGCAACCAAGUUCACACCCUACUGCCUGAUGUUUAACCGCAAAGCCAGCAUGCCCGGUGAGAUGAAGCUGGAUUUACUGAGUUAUGAGCAAGAUGCAGGAAAUUAUUCCCUCAGCGAGGAGCCAGAUAACAGCUUCCUCUCCUCCGUUCAGGAGCAGCAAAAUCAACUCAACCAGAUGGUUUUUUCCAACAUGAACGCUGCCUACAAGCAGGAGAAGAAAAGCGCCAAACGGCGAGGCAGGAACGUGUCCUCCAUAACGCUGACCGUCACCGAGCCCUUGUGCCCCUCAGACGAUUCGCCUUCGCCCAAAAGACUGAAAGACGACCUGUUCCUGACGUUUCCCGUAGAGACGGUGAUCAGCGCUGUUCAGGUGGUCGCGGAGGACGGGAAGGACGGGCUGGAGUACGUGCUGCCGGGGCCUGACGUACACUGAAAUCCUGAUAACAGAUUUGGUCAAAUAUCUGACCUGAUCUUUGUCACACGGAGACGAAUUGGCGGUUUGUAGGAUGUACGUUGUUCCAGGAUGUCUGGUGUUACGAUUCUCUUAGUGUAACGACGCUUCUCUGGAGACUCGGCUGUUCACAGGUCUGUGCAUUUCCUUGAAGAUGAGUGAAGAUCGAAAAAGCGACUGACAGCAGUAGUCACUACAUCGCACGCUUAUAGAUCGGGGCUCAUAGCUACGAGCAGAAUGUUAUUUGUAAUAGUUGUGUUUUUGUAAAUAAUGAUGCAAUGAUUCAGUAAUGGCUGAAGGAUUUUUUUGUGUCUGAAUUUUCCCAGAAUCCUUAUUUCAUCAUGUUGGCUUUUAGAGUAAUAAACGCUAACAUAUCCGCA
Pangasianodon hypophthalmus (striped catfish) is the source of this 1832-nucleotide messenger RNA. RefSeq lists its product as uncharacterized. The transcript has 8 exons. Bases 151 to 1434 code for a protein of 427 amino acids. NCBI's taxonomy places the organism in Eukaryota, Metazoa, Chordata, Actinopteri, Siluriformes, Pangasiidae. Gene Ontology annotation, molecular function: nucleic acid binding. The record is from RefSeq and is a predicted model, not a curated record.